Jaculus jaculus (lesser Egyptian jerboa) is the source of this 1872-nucleotide messenger RNA. It is a transcript of the gene Irx3, whose product is annotated as iroquois homeobox 3. The record is from RefSeq and is a predicted model, not a curated record. NCBI's taxonomy places the organism in Eukaryota, Metazoa, Chordata, Mammalia, Rodentia, Dipodidae. Gene Ontology annotation, molecular function: RNA polymerase II cis-regulatory region sequence-specific DNA binding; DNA-binding transcription factor activity, RNA polymerase II-specific. Gene Ontology annotation, biological process: neuron differentiation; regulation of transcription by RNA polymerase II; cell development. The coding region runs from base 56 to 1696 and encodes 546 amino acids. Gene Ontology annotation, cellular component: nucleus. The transcript is spliced from 4 exons.
GCACGGCGGCCCCCGGGGGCCGGGGCCCCUCACUGUCGGUGCCCCGCGGGCCACCAUGUCCUUCCCCCAGCUCGGAUACCAGUACAUCCGCCCUCUUUACCCGCCCGAGCGCCCGGGAGCGACGGGCGGCGGUGGAGGUGGCGGCGCGGGGACCCGGGGCGCUCCGGGCGCCGGAGCCUCGGAUCUGGCCGCCUCCGGGUCCCUAUCCAACGUGCUCUCGUCGGUGUACGGGGCGCCCUACGCCGCGGCCGCUGCUGCCGCCGCCGCCGCCCAAGGCUACGGCGCCUUCCUGCCCUAUGCCGCGGAGCUGCCCAUCUUCCCACAGCUGGGCGCGCAAUACGAGCUGAAGGACAGCCCCGGGGUCCAGCAUCCGGCCACGGCCGCCGCCUUUCCGCACCCGCACCCGGCCUUCUACCCCUAUGGCCAGUACCAGUUCGGGGACCCGUCCCGUCCCAAGAACGCCACCCGGGAGAGCACGAGCACUCUCAAGGCCUGGCUCAACGAGCACCGCAAGAACCCGUACCCCACCAAGGGCGAGAAGAUCAUGCUGGCCAUCAUCACCAAGAUGACCCUCACCCAGGUGUCCACCUGGUUCGCCAACGCGCGCCGGCGGCUCAAGAAGGAGAACAAGAUGACGUGGGCGCCCCGCAGUCGCACGGACGAGGAGGGCAACGCUUACGGGAGCGAGCGGGAGGAAGAAGACGAGGAGGAAGACGAGGAGGAUGGCAAACGCGAGCUGGAGUUGGAGGAGGAGGAGCUCGUGGGGGAGGAGGAGGACACGGGGGGCGAGGGCCUGGCCGACGACGAAGAGGAUGAGGAGAUCGAUUUGGAGAACUUAGACGGCGCGGCGGCCGGGUCUGACUUGACCCUGGCUGGGGCAGCGCGCCGAGAGGGCGACCUCCGCCUGCGCCCCAUUUCGGACUCCAAAAAUAGCGACUCGGAAGACAGUUCUGAGGGCUUGGAGGAGCGGCCACUGCCGGUCCUGAGCCUGGCCCCCGCGCCCCCGCCAGUGGCCACGUCUCCUCCAUCUCCGCCCUCGCCCCCCUCGGGCCUGGACCCCUGCGCUCCCGCACCGGCGCCCUCCUCCUCUUCCACCUCCUCCUCCUCCCUGCAGAAGCCCAAAAUCUGGUCGCUAGCCGAGACUGCCACCAGCCCGGACAACCCCCGUCGCUCGCCUCCUGGAACCGGAGGUUCUCCUCCCGGGGCCGCCGUCGCGCCCCCGACGCUGCAGCUCUCCCCCGCGGCCGCCGCCGCUGCAGCCGCCGCCGCUCACAGACUCGUCUCGGCGCCUCUAGGCAAAUUCCCGGCUUGGACCAACAGGCCGUUCCCAGGCCCGCCGCCGGGCCCACGGCCGCACCCGCUCUCCCUGCUGGGCUCGGCCCCUCAGCACCUGCUGGGACUUCCCGGAGCCGCGGGCCACCCCGUCGCCGCCGCCGCCGCCUACGCUCGGCCCUCGGAGCCCGAGGGUGGAACAGAUCGCUGUAGUGCCUUGGAAGUAGAGAAAAAGUUACUCAAGACGGCUUUCCAGCCCGUGCCCAGGAGGGGACAAAACCCGCUCCUGGAACCACCUCUUGUGGGCCCAGAGAACACUCCAGUCCCAGCCCAGACACCUCAAGCAUGGCCUGCAAGUACAGAGUUGAGGAAACUAGACCCAGGCCUGACCAACGGGCCCAUGGUGCUGGGGGCGGCUUCGUGAGGCCCACCUGCUUCCAGCUGGACCCCUUUGCCCAUCUUUUCGUUAGCCCCCAACAUGUCUUUCCACAGCUGAGCAUAAUGGUUCUUGGAGGCCUAGCUCCAGUCCCAAGUAGGGUGUCCCCACCCUAGACUGCUUCUAUGUUCCUAAUCUCACCUCUUUUGCCUCUCUGCCUCUCU